Molecule: messenger RNA, 4593 nt
Organism: Plasmodium malariae
Lineage: Eukaryota; Apicomplexa; Aconoidasida; Haemosporida; Plasmodiidae
Product: conserved Plasmodium protein, unknown function
Exons: 3
Coding region: 1-4593 (1530 amino acids)
Source: RefSeq, a predicted model, not a curated record
AUGUUGGCAGUUAUGCUUACACAAGUAGGAAGAAAAGUGCACACACUAGUAGCUAGGACAAAGGACAACAAGUUAAAAAAAAUAAGAACAUAUAUUAAUAAUUAUGAGGAAAAUGUGAGCGAGAUCAAAAGGAAAAAAGAGUAUCUGAAUUUGUUAAGAAAUAUAUAUCACACAAUUCCGUCAAGACUUAAUGAAAAGGAUGUAUGGGAUGAGUUUGUAAAUAAAUUGAAAGCAGAAAACUGCUACUUCAAAUUAAAGCAAAUUGUUCAGAAGGGCACUAUGCACUGUCAGUCAUUAUAUUGCAGGCAAAUAAUAUUCCUUUAUUACAUAGGCUUUGAUGACGAAAUGUCCUUCCUGCUGAAUAAGAUGAAUUACAAGUUGAGCAGAUGUGAAGAAAAUAAUUUCAUUGAAUGUGAUAAGUACAUAAAUGAAGAUAUAAAUGAUGUUAUAAAAAUGUUAUAUGUAUUAUAUUAUUUCCAAAGGAAAGACAAAAAUUAUAAAGACAUGAUGUUGUUAUUUGAUAAAUACAUAUAUCAUAGCAAGAAUAAUUUUAUUAACAAUUUGAAAUAUUUGUUUUAUUUUCAUUUAUUUUAUUUUAACAUGAAUUAUUCUCUAGUUAAGAUUGAAAGGAGCAUAUAUUUUCAUCGACAUUUGUUGGUAACUGAACAACUGAUGCUUUUAAUUCGAUAUGUAAAUAUUUACUUAAAAUAUUUAUAUUUGCAAAAUGCUAUUAAGCAUAGGAAUGACUUGUCUUAUGAGAGUGAAGCACAUAAGGACGAAAAUAAAUUAACGCAUACGAGUAAUUUAUUCUGGAAGGACUUUGUGCAUACUGAGUCUGAGGAUGUUCUGUUGAGAGGAAGCAAUAUUGGAAGUAGUGGAAUACGUAGUGGAGUACGUAGUGAAAUAAGUAGUGGAGUACGUAGUGAAAUAGGUAGUGAAAUAAGUAGUGGAGUAUGUAGUGGAAUACGUAGUGGAGUACGUAGUGAAAUACGUAGUGGAGUACGUAGUGGAGUACGUAGUGGAAGAAAUAGCGAACGCAGUGGGGGGAGUAGAGCACAAAGAGAGAUAGGCACUUUUAUAAAUAACCUGUUCAGGAUAAAUAAAAAUGAAAAGAAAUACUUCAUUUUUAACAGUUUCGAUGAUAUUGAAAUAAGAGAUCAGAUACAGAAGAAGGGAAGGUAUCUUGACUACCUAAAUGGGAUAAAUAAAGCAGGGAAUCGUAUAUCCAGUAGGGGAGGGAACAUAGAUGCGCCACCUCAACUGUUGGGAGAUAGCUAUCGUUCUGGAAAGGACUUAUUGGAAGAGGAAAGGAAUAAAAUGGAUGUAAGCGAAAAUUUGGUCGUUUGUUCGUUAAGCUAUGAUGGUAAUAUUCCGCAUAAAGUAAACUUUCUUUCCGAUGUUCCGGAUGUAGAUAAGAAGGGAGAAGAUGGUAGUACCCAUCAUACAGCUAGUAACAAAACAGGGAUCCAUAAAAAUGAUCUUCAAUUAAAUGAGAUAAAUGAUGGUGUAAAUAAUGACGUAUAUAAUGUGAGGGAGGAGGAGGUAUGCAGAAAAAAUAGGACAGCGUGGAGAAGGGAAGAAAUAACAGUGAGUGAAAGGGAACUAAAAUUGUAUAAGAGCAUAUACAAUUUAUGUGUUAAGGAAGUUUUUAAAAAUAUUUUAUUAAACAAAGAAAGAAUAAGUGUGGACAUUAUAUGGAAUAAUUUUAUAAGCAAUUUGUUUAAAGAUGAAUAUAUUUAUUUGUUAAUGAACGAAAUGAAAAAUGGACUUAAUAUUUUAAAUGAAGAGAAAUUUUUAAUCUACUUAAAACAAGUAAGAUUAUUAAAAUUGCAUGAAAAUUCUUUAUUCAUUAUGAUAGCAAAUGCAUUUUUUAAAAAUUAUUAUAUAGAGAAAAAGUACAUAACAAAUUUACCAUUAGCUGAUAAGAUGACAUACUAUACCGACAUAUUUUGUUAUAACUGUUUAUUACAGAAAUAUGUUCUUUAUAUAUACAAAUUUAAUUUUAACAAAUUUAAUAUAAAAAUUUUAAAAAAAAUUCUAUGCAAAUUAUUUUAUGUUUUAAAAGAAAAUAGAUCAUUAAUAAAUGGUUAUGAUAAAUUUAUAAAAUCGAUAAUUAUGAAAAUUAUUAUGAAUGGUUCAUUAAGUGACAAUGUAGUGGUGCUUUACAUCUUGAGGCAGUAUAAUUUUUACAAAAUAUGCAUGAACAGACAAGCACAAAGUGAAAGGGAAACGUUAUCCGCACGACACCACUACGACGAACCAGUGGACACAAAUGAUUCCAUUAAUUCGGAGCAACGUAAAGAAGAUUACGGAAUUGUUUACAGUGAGAUAAAAAACAAAGUAGUGAGAUUCCUGUCAUCAAAUGGUGAUAAUUGUUUAGUAGGAAAAGAAGCUGCAGUUGAAGGAGGAGGAGCUGGAAUUAGCAAACAAAACGAACAACGCUUCUUUAAACACGUUGACAGUCAUGUGAACAUGUUUCAUCUAAGCAGCCCCCUCCUAGGGCACCUAACAAAGGACUACUUAAAAAUAUAUGAAUACAUGUGUUAUAGAACAAUAAUAGAAAAAAGGAAAAUACACAAAAUUACAUAUGACAAAUAUUUCGAUAUAAACAUUAUCCUAAUGAUAAACAAACAGGUGGUAAAAUUAUUCUGCAUAUUCAUAAAUAAAUUUUUUGAUUCAGUGGUGAAGGGUGAUAAAGACAUGCAUAUUUACGAGUGUAUAAAUGAUUUUUUCAUUGACAAUCCUGUGUAUUACAGUUCAAGUGAGAAGAAGCAUAUGUACCGAGGAGAUAACUCAUUCAAAGGAAAUCAACCAAUCGAUGAUAAUAUGAAGAAUGUCGACGCGGAUCAUACCCAUGUGAAAGAUGUUAGUAUGAGAGGCGUCAACACGGAUGAAACUGAACCAAUGGAAAGAAACCACAUGACUGAAAAAAAUAAGAACAACUUUCAUUUCAACUUUUUUGGGUUAAAAAGGUAUAUGCCUUUGUCAACCAUAAGUAGCUAUAUAAAGGAUAACAAAUUUGAAUAUAAUACAGUCCAAAAUUUUGUGGACUUAUUACUAAUGAUAAUUAUUGAUAAUUUUAUAUAUUUUGAAAUUAAUAAUUUUUUUUUCUUACGUUUUUUUUUUCUUCUAUUCGAAAAGGACUUCUUAUUACCGAUGAAUAUAUAUCAUUACUUUUUCUUUUUUUACAUUCUUAAAAAUAUGAAUUAUAGUCAAAUAAGUCAACGAGAAAGAAGGGAAUACACAUUUUCAGAAGAGUAUUUUAAUAAAAAUAAAAAAAAAGUUGUAAAUUUGUGUAGUUGGAAAAUUAAAUCAAUCAUAAGGGGGUACAUAUGCGAGAAUAUGAAUGACUGUGCAAUUUCCAUGACUGACUGCACAUUUGAUGAAAGCGAUGCUGUAAAAGAACUGGACAGAUAUGAAGAGAGUAAUAGGCGUGAUCAUCCUGAUCAACCUCACCAACCUGACCAUCCUGACCAUGUUUAUAAUAUACGGGGGGGAAAAAACGUAUUUGACUUGGACUGCUUAAUAAAUUUAAUUGUGUGCCAUUUGAGCAAUGAGGAUAUAGCUGACAUAUUCCAAAGCUGCUUUUUAUUUUCAUUAAAUUUGUAUUUAAAAAGUAAAGGAAAUAAUGUUGUUAUUAAAUAUUGGAAGGAUAUGAUAAUAAAAAGUGCACACUGUGACAACAGUUUGAAUGUUAUAAAUUGCAAUAAUUUUCAAAAAAUUAGAUCUUUAUUUCGCUUUAAUGAAAAAAGGAAAGAAAGACAUAAUAAUACAGAUAGCAUUAUAAGAAAGUACGAAUUUUUUUAUGUCAAUAUUAUUGAUGAAAAGUUGGUGCAUAACGAUAAUUUUGAUGAUGAAAGAGAUUACGAAUGUUACAUCCAUUUUUUAGCAGAAAGAGAAAGAUAUGAAGCAGAAGAUAUUUUAAAUGUGUGUAAAAUGGGUGAGAAGUUUGAUAAUAGGGGAAAUAUUGAAAUAAUAAUUAAUAAUAUUAAAUCGACUUUAAAUAGAUAUUCAAAUUUUGAAUUUUUUGUGAGCUAUCUCUUUCUGUUAAUACUAUAUGAUAAAAAAAAUUAUAUAAAUGACAUUUGUAUAAUUUUUAGUGAAAUAAAUAAAUACAUAUUAUUAAUGAAUAAAAAUAUCAACUCCUUUUGGCAUAUUUUGUUAGCUCAACUUAUUUAUUUGAUGAAGAUAAAAAAAUUUUUUUCUUUCGAUCUUCUCUUCUGGAAAUAUAAAAAUGUAGCAGAUUUUUACAACGAUUUAAUUAAUACUGUUAAAAAAAAUGGAUACAGACAGAUGACUAACACUACCACUGUUAAGGAAAAUAAUACUUUCAAAUAUAGCAUUUUACAUUUUUUAAAAAAAAAAGAAACAUCUUUUUUGACAGACGUUCAUUUGAAAGAUAGUCCAUUCAUAUUCGACAUUUACGUACCUUCUGCAAACCUUCUUUUUAUAAAUCAAAAUAAGUAUCUCUUUUGUGAUAUAUUUGUGCAGCAAUUGCAGGAAAAUAUAUUUGACCACAUGAACUCACAUAUUUUCGAAAUGCACGAAAAAAAUUACAAUUCGUUCACUCAGAUUGUAAUGGGAAAGGUUUAG